Molecule: messenger RNA, 828 nt
Organism: Scheffersomyces stipitis CBS 6054
Lineage: Eukaryota; Fungi; Ascomycota; Pichiomycetes; Serinales; Debaryomycetaceae
Exons: 2
Coding region: 1-828 (275 amino acids)
Source: RefSeq, a predicted model, not a curated record
AUGGUCUCCUCCAAGAAAAGCAAUGUCAAUCGUAGACGAAUACCUUUAGGUAGCAAGGAUCAGAACCAACAGAUUCCCAGUUUGAAUAGGGCUAAAACUUCAUUAAACACAUCUGCAAAGCAUGAGGCAACAGCUCCUGUAAGAAAAGCGAUAGGUCCAAAAAAAUUGCCAGUUUUAACAAAGGCAAACUCGUCAUUAGGGUUUAUUCAUAGAAAGAAUGAACACAUAGAAGUCAGCAAAUCGAGACCGCCUACAACCAAAAUCACGCCUCAGCUAAAUUCCGACCUUUUUGAGAAUUCUAGUGGCCAUUCAAGUAGUAAUAUUGUCACAGAUAGUCUAUUGAAGAAGUCUAUUCUUCCUAAGGAUCCCGUAGUUGAUCUUAACAGCACCCUCAGUAGUGCAACUGCUCAAUUGCAUGCUUCAAAUAUCAUCAAUCGUGAUAUAAACGCUAACAAUGUUGAUCCUGUGAAGAAGACUACGAUGAAAACGAAAUUCGAGGAUCGCAUUGAGCUUCCUGAAGGCAUAGAAGAUGUAGAAGUAGAAACAAUUGCAGAUCGGCCUCUUCCGCUCGAGUCAUAUCCCGUAGAUAUGGUGCCUUUUGACGAUGUAGAUUUGGAAUUCUUCUCGAAACCCAGCAGGACUGUUGUUACCGAUGAAAACCGAAUUGUAUACCCGGAGGUCGUUGAAGCUGAAAAGGAACUCAAGAGUAUGGCUAUUGGAGACUUGCAACUAGAGUUCGAUUACGAGAACAACGACGACGAUGGUGAAGAAAUGGAUAUCACUACGGUGGGAUUGAGCAUCGAUGACAUGAAGGAUUUGUUGGAUUAG